CUAAAGAGACACGCUUUAACCCUUUUGAUUGAGACCCAUGAAGAUGCAAACUGAGGAAUACGAACCGUAAGUUCAUCGUCGUCAUCACCGUCCCCAUCGUAAUCUUUGUUCAUCGUCAUCGCCAUGGCAAAUCCAACUUUUGUUUUGAGGCCAAGUGAAACACAAACUGUAAGACUUAGAAUACAUCAUAGGGGACAUUUGGUGCAACAUCCAGUGAAGUUGUAUGUUGGAGGGAUUGCAAGUGAAAUGAAUUGGGACUGGGAUGUGGACUUAAUGUCCUAUAUAGAGAUUGAAAAGAUGAUUAAAAAUGAAGGGUAUUGUAAUAUUCGGUGUUUAUGGUAUUGGAAUCCUAAGUAUGCCUUUUCUCGUGGACUUCGGCCUUUGAAUGAUGACAAAGAUGUGUUAAAAUUCAUGGAAGAUAUUAGAGGAUAUAAAUUGAUCGACGUUUAUGUUGAACACAAAGUCGAAGAAGUUAAUAUUGAGGAUGUUAGGUUUGAAGAAGUAAAUGUUGAAGAAACAAUUGUUGAAGAUGAAAAUGUUGAAGAAGCAAAUGGUGAAGAUGAAAAUGUCGAGGAUGUCAAUGUUGAAGGUGUCAAUAGUGAAGACAGUGAAACAGAUCCUGAUUAUGAGGAGUGUGAGGAUGAUGAGGAUGGUGAGGAAAGUGAGGAAAGUGAGGAUGAGGAGUUGAACUUAGGUCAUGAUUUCGGUGUUAAUUGGACCACGGUUCUCCCUAACACUUCAACUGAGCAACCCUCAAGAUUGGUUGUUAAUUCUGAUAAUGAAUGUUGUGAUUCAGAUGAGCUACAUACACCACUUGGAAGUGAUGUUGAAGAUGGCAUGGAAAGGUUUCCAUCUUUUAAACAAACUACGAAGUUUGAAAUUGGGAUGAUGUUCAAGGAUAAGAUGCAAAUCAAAGAUGCCGUAAAAGAUUAUGCAAUGGAGUCUAAUAAGAAUGUUGUGAUCAAGAAAAAUGACAAGAAGAGAGUGGUUGUAAAGUGUAUGGUAGGUUGUCCCUUUUAUAUAAGGUUUAGCCUUAGGACAACCAACCAAUUUUGGCAACUUGUUAGCUUCACUAAUCUACAUAAUUGUCAUAGGACACCAAGGAAUAGACAAGCGACGACCGUUUGGUUAGCUAAAAAAUUUGUGAAUACAUUAAGACACACUCCUGAUAUGAAGACUAAAGGGUUGAUUGCAGAAGCAAUGGAAAAGUGGGGGGUGAAGUUGUCAGUAGAUCAAGCAUAUAGAGCCAAGAAAAAAGCGAUAGAGUUAAUUCAAGGAGCUGGUCGUGAACAAUUCAUCCACCUUAGAAGUUAUGCUGAGGAAUUAUUGAAGUCAAAUCCAAACUCUACAGUUAAAAUUCAGUGCGAUGAUUCAGCUUGUGGUCCUGUGUUUGAAAGAAUAUAUGUAUGCUUAGAAGCAUGCAAGUCAGCAUUUGCAACCACUUGCAGGCCUCUAAUUGGUUUGGAUGCAUGUUUUCUGAAAGGGGACUUCGGAGGUCAGUUGGUAGGGGCCGUUGGUAAGGAUGGAAAUAACAAGAUGAUACCAAUAGCUUAUGCAGUUGUGGAAGCUGAAACAAAGGAUUCAUGGCAAUGGUUUCUUAAGUUAUUACUCGAAGACUUACAGUCCAUUCAACAAAAUGCUUAUGGAUUUAUAUCAGACCAACAAAAGGUCCAUUUGGAGAAAGACAACAACAUAUUCACCACCGUUUUGGUAGCCAAGAGUAAGCUGAAAUUCAUACAUUUGAUUACCAAGAAUAAAACUGGUCACGCCAUUAAUUUUUGCUAUCCAAAACAUGGAAAUCCUAAUUUCGAUAAGCAAAAAUUCUUUGUGAAUGCUAGCCAGCUUGAAAACAAUGAAUUACCUCAACCUGUUGAUGAGAAUCAGGUAGGUUCGUUUGCAAGAGACGAUGUUCCUAUUUCCCAAGCUCAAUAUGAGUAA
Molecule: messenger RNA, 1938 nt
Organism: Vicia villosa (hairy vetch)
Lineage: Eukaryota; Viridiplantae; Streptophyta; Magnoliopsida; Fabales; Fabaceae
Exons: 3
Coding region: 124-1938 (604 amino acids)
Source: RefSeq, a predicted model, not a curated record